Messenger RNA from Symbiodinium sp. CCMP2592, 4425 nucleotides. The record is from the annotation of a GenBank genome assembly. Lineage: Eukaryota; Dinophyceae; Suessiales; Symbiodiniaceae.
AUGGCGCUGAUGUGGUGGACAUCGCUCUUCUGCCUCGCGGUCUACGCCUCGGGGGAGGCCCAGUCAGAUGACGCCUGCCUCCUCCAGAGUAGUCCGUUGGAAACGGCCAUCGACCCGGUACCCACAGUCGACCCGAUGGUCGGAUCCGGACCCGACCCGAUGGUCGGAUCCGACGAGUCCGACGAGAUGGCAGGUGACGAGAAGCCAGGGGAUGAAAAGAUCGAUCACGAGAAGAACUGGGGCAUUUUCGAAAUGGUCUCUUACAGCGUGAAGAAGUCCUGGGAUUGGUGGAGCGACAGUGACGUCUAUGCAGAGAUUACCGUGCAGCCCACAGGACGCACUUACAAGACGGAGGUGUUCCGCGACGCGAACUCGGGAGCGUUCAACUUCGCCAUCUUUACCCCCCCUGCCAUGGAAACGCUUGAGAUCAGGCUCUUCAACCACAACCGCGUGACGCGCCAUGAUCUGAUCGGCACCGGCAUGUUCUAUCCCCGAGCCGAGCCGAGGCCUAUCUUACUCAAUACGGCUCCUGCCUGCAAUGGCAUAAUGCCCUUGACGGCGAACUUUCGACGGGCCUGGAGCAGUUCCGACAAGCGGUACCUCUACAUCUUCGGAGGUUUCGAUGGCUCCAGCUGCUUCGACGACCUUUACGUGCUAGACCUCGAAACGAGGCUCUGGCGGCGCAUAGAGGCCGGCGGAGACCGACCGACCGGUCGUGCCUCACACUCGGCGGUGACAGACGAGUUGGCUGGCGUGAUGUUCAUUUUCGGUGGGUCGGGCUCCCACUUCGGUUACACCAACAAGCGGGACCUUUGCGAGUUCUGCUUCGAAACCGAGUGCUGGAGACUGUUAUCUAACCCAGCGGAGGACACGCCUUCGGCGCGGUACGGCCAAAGUAUGGUUGCCUAUCAGCAAGGCCUCUAUGUCUGGGGUGGAACGCAUGGGACGAACUAUCCGACGGACAUGUACAGGUUCGACCUUUGCACGAAGCAGUGGGAGUACCUCAUUACCACGGGGGACCUCCCUUGUGGUAGGUAUCGCCACCAGGCCAUGGUCAAGGACGACUUGAUGUACAUUGUGGGCGGGUCAGGCAUCAACCGGUACGGUGACGUCUUCACCUUCCACUUUGGAACAAAUGUCUGGCGGAAAGUGCUGUGCAGCGGCACCGAUCUCUCUGACGGCCGCUACGCACACUCGGCUGUGUUGAGGGACGGCUACAUCUACCUCUAUGGUGGCAACGACACCGUCCGUCACGAUGAUCUCCUUCAGCUUGACCUCGAGACGAAGGUGUGGAGUCGCGUCGUGGUGCAUGGCAAAGACUGCCCACCCGGCCGAGACUUCCACGCCGCGGUCCUGCGGAAGGACUCCAUGGUGGUCUUCGGAGGCUCCAACGGCAUGAGGCGUCACAACGACGUCUUUGAGUUUCACAUGGCGCCCAAGAUUCCGCCUUGCUCCCUGAGUGCUGACCUUGAGGCAGAUAUCUCUCGUUGGUCCCAGUUUUCCACGUUGCUUCAUCGCCUCCACAGCCCUUGCCCGCCCUUCGAGGUCAACAUGUUGGAUGCACAAGCGUGGCAGCAUGUGCUAAAGGUCUGGAGUUAUACGCUGCCCUGCGGUGUUGCCGGCUGCCUUAAGCAUCGGUCCGUCGUGGGUCUGAGCUACAGCAUUCAAGCCGAGCUGGAAGAGAGUUUGCUGGACGGCACUGAUCUCUCAGGCCUGUCCCUGGAUUUGCGUAAGGCCUUCAAUUUCCUGCCCAGGUGCCCCAUUGCUCAGGCCAUGAUUUUCCUUGGCGUGCCUGCCACUGUCUGCCAAACCUGGCGGGAUUGUCUCAGCAAAGUCCAAAGACAUUUUGAGAUUGAUGGUAGCCUCAGCGCUGGCCUUCCUUCCACAACUGGCGCGCCGGAGGGCGACCCGGUUUCCGUGCUUGCCAUGCUGGGCAUCUGCUUUGUCUUCGUGUCAGCCCUGAGCGGUCUCGUGCAAGCCCGCACCUACAUGGACAAUUGGACCUGGUCCACAGACAUGCCCGAUUGUCACGGCCCGGCUUUGUUGGUCCUACAGGACCUCACAGAAGGUUUGAGAUUAGAAGUGGAUUGGGGGAAAACCUACGUCUGGGGCACCCAACCUGUCUCCAGAACUUGGUGGCGUGACAUUGGCCCCACCUUCCUCCCUGACGGGCUCCGCUUACCAGUGGUGUCACAUGUGCGGGAGCUGGGCUCCUUCUUGCAGUUUAGCCGGAAGCCCGUUCGCACCGGAUUCACCGACCGCACAGAAGAUGCCAUUGCCCGACUCGGAAAGCUGGCCAAGGAUCCGCAAAGCCUCAAAGUUAAAGCCAGGGUUCUCCAGGGCGGCAUCUGGCCUUUCCUCUUCUUUGGGACGGAGGGGCUUAGCCCUUGCCUCACCUCCAUGCAGAAGCUCAGAGGCCACGCUGCCCGAGCGCUUGUGGGUAACCAUCAUACUGUGUCCCCUCACGCUGCCCUGUACUUGUCCCCAGGAGCCACUGAUCCUGAAGUCUACCUCUUGGGCCAUCACCUACGGCAACUCCGCAGGAUGGCGGACCUGUUCCCGUCCCUUGCAAGACAAGUGUGGCAUCGUUUGAUCACGUUGAACACCUCCCAGCGCUCCGUCUGCGGCCCUGCUGGCGCCCUGCAGAUCUUGCUGCACCGCAACAAUUGGGUACCGAAAACGGACGGUUGGUGUAAGGGCCCCCUGCAUUGCGCCUUUCAUGUCUUUCGCACGCCUCCACAGCAGAUCCAAAAGGCCGUCCAACAGGCGUGGGCAGAUGAAGUCCAGAACCAGGUUCUGCAUAGAGCCGGUUUGCAGCGAGCACCAGCCCCGGACGCCAUCACCACACACAAAGCCCUUAGGACCUUUAAGCCCUGGGAGCAGAAGAUCCUGCUUCGACAUGUCGCCGGUGGCUUUAUGUCAGGAGCUGAGAAAGCUUCAUGGUCACGGGAGGACCACGAGCAUUGCCCAUUGUGUGGUCAGCAGGAUACAAAGGCACAUAGGGUCUUCGAGUGUCAGCCACUGGAUGCGGCUCGCCAGGAGCAUCAGACCGUGCUCCAGCAGGUACAGGGCUCUUGCCCCUAUUGGACACAUAUGACAUUUGCUCCGCUACCAAGUGAGGCUCCCCUCUUGCAGCUCAUACUGCAAGGGUUGAAGUUGCCGCCCCUGGCGUCGCCAGCAGCGGCAGCAUCGCAGCUUUGUCUUUUUACGGGCGGCAGUGCUCAGUACAACAACACUGCCCAGGCCAGAGUCGCCACAUGGGCAGUGAUUCGGGCAGAUCCUGAGUGGAAACAGGAGAUUGCAAAUGGUGUGCCAGGAGCUCAGACAGCUGGCUUUCAGAUCCUUGCACAGGGUUGUGUUCCUGGUGAACAGUCGGUGCCUCGCGCCGAACUUUCAGCGAUAAUCUGGGCUGCAGCAUGGGCAAGCCAGACCCCGUGUGCCGUGGACAUUUAUGCAGAUUGCCAGCCUGCCAUAGAUGCAUGGGAAGAGUGGCAUCGAGAAGGUUUCCCAGCUGUGCGACAUAGAGCUUUCGCUGAUCUGUUUCAUGAGGUGAGCCCCGCCCGACCAUGUACUCUGCACAAAGUCAAGGCGCAUCGCACAGCUCAGGAAGUACAGCAGAUGUCUACUGAGGACCGUUGGGCCACCUAUGGUAACGAGGCGGCAGAUUCGGCAGCAAAGGCCGCUUUUGCCUCCUUGCCCGACUACAUCAAGGAUACUGCGCAACAGGUUGCCUCCCACUGUGAUCAUCACCAGGGCCUGCUCCGCUCUUUCUGCCGAGCCUUGGUCGACAUUGGUGUGUUGGAUAUCAAGUUGAGAGGCGAGGCCAAAAAAGUACAGUUACCUACACCGACGGAUGCCUCAGACCAGCUGCAGCAUCUUCUGGAACGUUACGGCAGGUGGCAGGUGCCAUCUGGCACUUGCCAGCUACCGGAUGUGUUGGAAUUAGACUGGGCCGGAUGGAGCUUUGGCCAACAAUUUGGCGAGAACUUGCUCGACUGGAUGCGCGUGCUUGUUUGGCCCACUUUGCCAGUGCCAGUGAGCCAAGACGGCCAAGUGUCUUUCCUGGAGUUAUUGUUUCAUUUUGUUUGGACCACGCGCGCCCCGCCUCUGGUCCAACACAGAAGACAGAACGACCUGGUGUACAUACCGCUGCCUCAGGCCCUGGAUGCCUUGCUACCGUGCGGGAUUCCACAGUUGGUGACCAUCUUCAAAGCUGCUCUCAAGCAACUGGGCCAGCGCUACAAUUUUCGGCCUUGGCCGGGGUUGGAAGUCAAGGCGGUCCCGCAUCUUCGCUGGCUGGGAGUUACGUUUGCUUCACCAGGUCUCUCCAUGCGGCCAACAAUGCCAGGGAACUGGCUAUCAGACUUUCAGUGGAUGUGUCAAGGCGACAUGGCACAUAGGAUCGGCUCUUUUUGCGACGCCUAA